UUGAACUUUAGCAGCUGCAUUUGUUUUAGGUGGUCCUGACUUUUACACCUGCUCAAGAUCAAUUUAUGAGUCCUCUCUAAGCCUAGCUUCGGGAUCAAUGAUUAGCAAUAAGUCCUAUCUUACCCUGGCUUUAUUUUUUUUUAAAUGGUAAAAGCUGUCAUUGACCGGUGCAGUAGCAGCACUCACCACCAGAGGGCAGCGAACAUCACAGUCAGCUGUGUUCAGGUUUGACCAGCAGGGUGGAAAUGUUUGGAUCCAUCUCCCUCUCUCUCUCCUCUCUCGACCACCCCCCACUUUCCUCCAGCUGCUCUUCUCAUCACUGAGUCUGGACUCAGCAGCUCAGAAGCUGCAGAUGCCCACCAACACCUGUCUCGUCUGUUCACCUGUCUGUCCUUCAGCUGCGACAUGAAGAAGAGGCAAAGAUUCUGGUUUCUGCUCUGGAUGUGUGUUUGCUGUGUUGGUCCGACGUGUUGCUGGCACGACCUGGACAACAGCGAGUACGACUGCUGGCCUCUGGACAAACCCAAUGAAUACAACAUGAUCGACUGUGGAGGUCUGGAGAUGGCCUGGGUGGUCCGUCCUCCAGAGACAGUGAAGGUCGGUGAAGUGUUCAGUGUCACGUACUCGGUAACUGCUCAGGAUGCUUUCUACCACUGGGCCAUUGAAAAACACAUCUUCACAAACAGCUCCAUAGUAAACGCUGAAGCAGCUCGGAGAUUUUGUGAACAUCACGACUGUCCCGCCAACUGGAAAGAUGCUGACGGAGAAAACUGCUGCAUUCAUCACGCUAACAUCCACUCGUGUCCAAUGGUACACAUGACAUCAGAGAGCAUCUGUGGUCCCUGGAUUCCUGACGACGGAAAAAUAUUUACUCACACUAUCUCAACCUCUGGCAAGAUGACACAGAUCAACUGGACUGCCAAGGUGGUUCUGAUCCAUCCUGGCUUAACCUCGCUCAUCGCUCACAUACGAGUCGGUCGCAUGCAGGUUGCUCUUGAGGCCAAAAGCACCGUGCAUCCUGCUGUAGUAUGUGGUGAUGAUGUCUGUGAGGAGGCAGAGCUUUGUUCCACCUGUCCAGCCGACUGUGGUGAAUGCCCUAUGACCCCGGCUACCAAGAUGGCCAUCAGCCUGCCACUGAGCCUGCUCUGCCUCUGCUUCAUACUGUCUGCUUUGUGGCUGAGGUACCACAAACAAAAGCUGUUGUGGGACGAGAGCUGGAUCAUCGACUUCACUACAAUAAAACAAGAUCAGGAAGCUCAUAUGACCAUGGGCAGUCUAAUGAGCGCACCAGUGGGGAACAGCGACAGUAACACCAGCUGCAUGACUGCUCUCAGCUCCUAUAUACAACCAGGGACCCGAAAAACAAUGUUCACCUGCACUGGGAUAUACGAUGGUAGGACGGUGGCCAUCAAGAUGAUUCAAACAAAGACUUUCUCUCUGUCCAAAACCAUAAGACAGGAGGUCAAACAAGUCAGGGAGCUCGAUCACCCCAACCUGUGUAAGUUUAUUGGCGGGUGUGUUGAGGUGCCUAAUGUUGCCAUAGUGACAGAGUACUGCCCAAAAGGAAGCAUAAACGAUGUUCUUCUUAACGAGGAGAUCCCGCUUAACUGGGGCUUCAGGUUUUCCUUUGCUACAGACAUCGCCAGAGGGAUGUCAUACCUCCACCAACACAAGAUCUGUCACGGCCGACUCAAGUCUCUAAACUGUGUCUUAGACGACCGCUGGGUCUGCAAAAUAACAGAUUACGGGCUAAGGACGUAUCGCAGGGACGAUGGGGCGACUCCUCUUUCCUCCUAUCAGCAGAGAUUGUUGGAGGUGUACAUGCCGCCCGAGUUUCAGAACUCCAACAUGGAGCCAACUCUGGCUGGAGACGUGUUCAGUUAUGCUAUCAUUCUGCUGGAGAUCGCCACUCGCAGCGACCCCGUCCCAGCAGAGGAGUCUAAUCUGGAGAGUGCCUGGUGUCCUCCCCUGCCAGAGUUGAUUUCCAGUAAAGCCGACAACACCUGUCCCUGUCCUGCUGACUACGUAGAGCUGAUCCGGAGAUGCCGCUCCAAUAAUCCCGCCCACCGACCCACAUUUGAACAAAUCAAGAAGUUUGUUCACCGAAUCAACCCGAUCAAAGUCAGCCCAGUGGACAUGAUGAUGAACCUGAUGGAGAAGUACAGUAAACAUCUGGAGGUGUUGGUGGCCGAGCGGACUCAGGAUCUAAUGCACGAGAAACAGAGGACUGACAGGCUGCUAUACAGUAUGCUUCCUAAACAGGUAGCUGAUGACCUGCGGCAGGGGAAACCACUGCAGGCCCAGAGCUACGUCAGCGCCACCGUCUUCUUCAGUGAUAUUGUGGGCUUCACACAGCUGUCCAGCAGCAGCACACCUUACCAGGUCGUGGACCUCCUCAACAAACUCUAUACGACGUUUGACGACAUCAUCGACAACUACGACGUCUACAAGGUGGAAACCAUCGGAGACGCCUACAUGGUGGUGUCCGGUGUUCCCAAGGAGAACGGGAUCCUCCACGCCUCCGAGAUCGCCAGCAUGGCUCUGGACCUGGUGGGCGUCUGUCGCACCUUCAGGAUCCCCCACAAGCCGAACACACAGCUGCAGAUACGAGCGGGGAUACACUCCGGUCCAGUGGUGGCGGGGGUUGUAGGGACGAAGAUGCCUCGUUACUGUCUUUUUGGAGACACAGUCAACACAGCAUCCAGGAUGGAGUCCACCAGUCUGGCGCUGAAGAUCCAGUGCAGCUCCAGUGUGUUUUACCUGCUGGAGGAGAUCGGCGGCUACGUGCUGGAGUGCAGAGGGAUGCUGCAGGUCAAGGGGAAAGGGGACAUGGUGACUUACUGGUUGGAGGGGAAGAAGACGUCUCUGGCCUCCAAGGACGUCGGCGCCGACUCCAAGACGACCAAACACAUCCUCAUGGAGGCAGAGACGGAGACGGAGAAAGAGCAGGAGUUGUACUCCUCCAUACCGGGGUGUCUGAACAACGAUCUCCUCCUGGAUCCAGCCUGACCCCCAAAGAGUUUAUCAUUUGAUGUGAUUUCCUCAGUUGUCGUCAGUGUUUGUUGACUGUUAGUGUUACAUGUACGCAGCGUGUGGCUGUUUUAAUGUCAUUGAUCCCUGCAGCUUAAAUAUCGUAACUGGCAGGAAAAGUCAUUAUGCUAACAAAACUAGUUACUCUGUACGUCUUGAUAAUCACUGUCACACCUUAAAUUCUUUGACGCAGGCUGAUCUCAAAGACAGGCUUUUAUUUCUGGUCUCACAUUUUUAAGAAUAUUUGAUCAAAUUUUAGUAGGACUGGCCAUCGAGAACCGGUUCCAACUUUCAAAAAUCACGAUUCCAGCGGAAUCGUUUGGAAAAUUUGGUUUCGAAUCUGAUCUUUAGUUCCAAAUUUAACAUGCAAGUUUUGGUUUCCGUAGCAGCCACCAUACUUCCAGGCAAAGCUCAGGUCUGCACAGAACAAAACAUGACACACUUACUUCUUGCACGGGAGGAUGCACUAUGAAUAUAAUAUCUACGCCUGCAUGAUGUACAAAUCAACAAGAAGUGUUUGUCGCGCUGCUCCGGUCUCACUGUCCUGUCUCGUCCUCCUCAGACAACCCUGAACUAACAAGAAUUUCGUCACAAGUGAAAUUGUAGUGAUGCAAGUUGCUUGACCAAAUUGCUAAAAUUAUGGCGAACAACGUUACUGUAAUGUGUUUUAUUUUUCUAGAUAAAAGUACGCAAAUUUCUAAGACCUACCACUGCUAAUGUUAAACCGGAGACUCGGCGUGAAACUCCGUUCACCUUAGCCCAGAACCUGAGUUGAAAAUUUAUAAGAACCGCAAUCGAAAGGAAGAAUCACAAUCAUUGAAAUCAAAACGAUGCCCAACACUACAUUUUUGUAAGAAGCCCGCACUGUUUUGCGAUGUGACAGCCAGAGCCACUCACAGAAUCGUGAUAUUAAUCGGGCUGUGACGACACAACAAGACUAUUAUUUUAACACUAUUUUAAGCAAUCUUGAACGAUGAAUAUAUGACUGGUAAAAAAUUUAAUUUACCCGACUGAAAGUCACAUAAUGCAAAACAAUGCAGGUGCAUUUUGAAGUUACUUAAAUAUUGUAUGCGUUUUGUCUGUCCCCGUUCAUUGUUUCCACCGGGUUCCCAAAACGCUGCCACACAAACCAUUUAAAAGUGCAUCUUCUAUGCUAAUUUCACCCUCACACUCCUUCACGCUGAUAAUGUGAGACUUGCUUUUUAACUCGUUGAGAAAUAUCGACUAGCCGAGCAGCUACGAGACUUUUAAACUCAAACUCAUCCUCAGCACUGCUCCAUUGGAUUUACUUUAUUUCUGUUUACCAUUUUAUGA
Molecule: messenger RNA, 4344 nt
Organism: Micropterus dolomieu (smallmouth bass)
Lineage: Eukaryota; Metazoa; Chordata; Actinopteri; Centrarchiformes; Centrarchidae
Product: atrial natriuretic peptide receptor 2-like
Exons: 23
Coding region: 406-3009 (867 amino acids)
Biological process (GO): intracellular signal transduction; cGMP biosynthetic process; receptor guanylyl cyclase signaling pathway
Molecular function (GO): guanylate cyclase activity; protein kinase activity; ATP binding
Source: RefSeq, a predicted model, not a curated record